AUGUCUGAGGAGAGCGCGGGGCCGCCGUCCGGGCCGCUGUGCCCCGAGCACCACCAGGCUCUGAGCUGGUUCUGCUGCUCCGAGCGACGGCCGGUGUGCGCCGCCUGCGCGGGGCCCGACGGCCGCUGCCGGGACCACCGCAUCCGCCGGGCGGAGGAGCGCGCGGAAGAGCUGCGGAACAGGAUCGUGGACCAGUGUGAGAGGCUGCAGAUUCUGAGUGCCAGCAUCACCAAGUAUGUCGCCGAGGUCCUGCCAGAGAAGAACCAGAGAGCAGUGAGCACGGCCAGCUCGGCACGGGAACUGGUCAUCCAGAGGCUAGGUGUGGUGAGGAGUUUGUGUGAGAGCGAGGAGCAGCGUUUGCUGGAACAGGUGCAUGAUGAAGAGGAGCGGGCCCACCAGAGCAUCCUGACACAGCGAGUCCACUGGACUGAGGCGCUGCAGAAGCUCGACAGCAUCCGGACCAGCCUGGUGGCCAUGCUCACCCAUCUGGAUGACCUCCAGCUGAUUCAGAAGGAGCAGGAGAUUUUUGAGAGGACCGAGGAAGCAGAGGGCAUCUUGGAUCCCCAGGAGUCAGACAAGUUAAACUUCAAUGAGAAGUGUAUUCGGAGCCCACUCCUUACCCAGCUCUGGGUGACGGCGGUUCUUGGGUCCCUCUCAGGCACGGAGGAUGUGCGUAUCGACGAAAGGACCGUCAGCCCCUUCCUGCAACUGUCAGAUGAUCGAAGGACCCUGACCUUCAACGCCAAGAAGUCCAAGGCCUGUGCAGAUGCCCCCGAGCGCUUUGACCACUGGCCCAAUGCCCUCGCGGCCACGUCCUUCCAGGCUGGGCUGCACACCUGGAUGGUGAACGUCCAGAACAGCUGCGCCUAUAAGGUGGGUGUGGCCCUGGGCCAGCUGCCCCGCAAGGGCUCCGGCAGUGACUCUCGUCUGGGCCACAACACCUUCUCCUGGGUCUUCUCCCGCUACGACCAGGAGUUCCGUUUCUCACACGACGGGCAGCACCAGCCCCUGGGGCUGUUGCGCUGCCCCAGCCAGCUGGGCGUGCUUCUAGACUUGCAGGCGCAGGAACUGCUCUUCUACGAGCCAGCCUCGGGCACGGUGCUCCACGUCCACCGCGCGCCCUUCUCGGGGCCCCUCUUCCCAGUCUUCGCGGUGGCCGACCAGACCAUUUCCAUCGUCCGCUGA
Molecule: messenger RNA, 1185 nt
Organism: Enhydra lutris kenyoni (northern sea otter)
Lineage: Eukaryota; Metazoa; Chordata; Mammalia; Carnivora; Mustelidae
Product: B-box and SPRY domain containing
Exons: 6
Coding region: 1-1185 (394 amino acids)
Molecular function (GO): protein binding
Source: RefSeq, a predicted model, not a curated record